Schistocerca nitens (vagrant locust) is the source of this 3487-nucleotide messenger RNA. Its product is annotated as PWWP domain-containing protein 2B-like. The coding region runs from base 41 to 2248 and encodes 735 amino acids. The transcript has 6 exons. Gene Ontology annotation, molecular function: chromatin binding. The record is from RefSeq and is a predicted model, not a curated record. Lineage: Eukaryota; Metazoa; Arthropoda; Insecta; Orthoptera; Acrididae. Gene Ontology annotation, cellular component: nucleus; chromocenter.
AUGCGUCCAAGACAGCUGGGUAAUAAUUCUACUAUUCAAUAUGGCGGACACAGAAACCAUUUCACUGUCGAAAAUAUUGAAAAAUUCAAAAAUAUUAGUGAAUGUUGAGGAAGCUCUGCAAGACAUACUAGUAGUUUCCUUCGUUUAUGAAACUAAGUUAUAUCAAGGCGUAUUGCUGGAUUCAACGAAAAAACAGCUUCCAUGUGGUGUAAAUAUUCCGGUAUCUGGGAGUGCAUGUGAUGAGGACAAGCUUUUUAGCUUGAGCCAACGCUUCACAUACUUCCAGGAAAAGGCAACUCCACCUGCAGCAUUCCAUCAUGUACGGAGACCUGUACGACCUCCUGCUCGUCACAAAAACUCUCGAAUGACUGUCCGAUUGCGGCCACGGCAAGUUCUUUGUUCGAAGUGUCGGUCUAUCUGCAACGAGAACUCAGAAAAUGUAGAUUUAUCAGGGGGAAAGCACUCUACGGGUGUUGGCACAGAACGGACAGGAGGAGACCCACCAUCGAGGAGUCCACGACCUCUGUUCUCAGAAAACCAAAGGGACAACCAACCCAAGGUGAUGACUUCAGCUCCAUCCGAGUCUCCAAAACAACAGUUUCCUCCACUGGUGGCACGACUGGGUGAAGGCAACAACAAAAUCAAGCUGGGUGGCUAUUGGGUGAGCAGUAGACCACCAUCGGGGAAUGAUAAAGGUAACACUGAGGCAUCAAGUGAUGGUGGUGGGGCCAUGUACUGCCUCUCCCUUAUGGACCGUGAAUCGUCAGCAACAAUUCCACCACUGCCACCACCAUCGCUGCCGCUGCCACCACCUCCGCCACCAUUGCCGCCGCCGCCGCCACCGCCACCACCUCCACUGUCUUCAGCCAGUGCACUUUCCAGUGCACAUCCGAGUGAUGGUGAUGCAACAGAUUCCAACAGUGACGACUCAGAAACGGACGAUACUGAUGCUCGUAUGGUACUUCGCAAGAAGCGCAGUGUCGGUUCGAUGGAAGACUUGUGGGAUGAGAGUGUAUUUGAGGAUCGUCUGAAGCGAGCACGCACUGACGCUGAAAAAAGAGUGGCAGCAGCUGCUGCGGUUGCUGCUGUUGCAGCAUCUGCAGCAGUAACUGUGAAUACUAAUGCAGUUGUUAGUAACAGUACGCGUACUACGCCAGUAAUAAAAAUUUCAUUUGGUGGUUCCAGUGGUGAGGGUACUGUGUUGAAAAUUCCAGCCAAAGUGCAAGGUUAUACAGCUCCUAGUGAAAGUGAGACCGAGACAGAUUUGGUAGCAAAACAAGAAUCCGCUGGAGUUUGUGAUAGUGAUAGUGGGGAAUGUAGUAGAUUUGUCGGAAGUAUUGUAUCGACAGGUCAAGCAUUAGGCACCAAGGCAGCAAGACGAGCACUUCGCAAGGCAAAACGUGAGGCACGACGCAAAGUUCUGCCGCAACCACCUAUUUGUACUCCUGGUCCAGAAAACCCCUCUCCACAAACAGCUUGUGACGCCACGGUUACUCUGUAUCGUCGCAAGCAUAAACAUAAGGUGAAACACAAGAAAAAGCACAAAGAAGAUCGUAACAGGCACAACAAGGAUGAAACGGCAGCAGACAAUGUAGGAGGAAUGCCGGGUGAUGAUGACAGGAGACAAGACAACUCGUACAGCGCUAUCAAGGAACGGUGUCUGAAGCAGAAGCUGUCCAUCAGUUUAAAGAGGCUCAACGCAAAUGCAUACACACGUUGUGACUAUCCUGCAAUGGACACAGAUGGCAGUGGUGCGAAGAGUCCAGCAGGUAGCUGUACCAAUUCAGAAACGUCCGAUGAUAUGACAGAUUUUCCUCCACCAGGAGUUGGUACCGUCACCAGUGCUAGUUCUUCUCAGCCUCUCACAAUGCGCAUCUCAACACAUACUGUACCUUCGUGCCUUACCAGUGAUGGUCGCAAGAUGGCUGUAGGAGAUGUUGUCUGGGGGAAGGUACAUGGCUUUCCGUGGUGGCCUGGAAAGGUUUUGAGUAUUACUGUUGCGCGGAAAGACGAUGGUAUGUCACUUGCUCCACAAGCUCAUGUUGCAUGGUAUGGAUCAUCUACCUCAUCUUUAAUGCCUUGUGAUCAGCUUAGUCCAUUCUUAGAAACAUUCAAGACACGAUACAAUAAGAAAAAACGUGGUCCUUACAAGGAAGCAAUUAGACAAGCAACAUGUGAAGCGAGAAGGGAAGAACAACCAAUGUUAGCAGUAACGUCGUCUCCUCGAGAAGUUAAUGUUGUCUCAUAGUCAUUUUAAGAUAAAUGUCCUUGGUAAUGUUACCUGUGAUUGUACUUCGUAUUUGCCUUUGACUAAGAUUUGCAGGGGUUUAUUGUAUUUAAAUGUAAAUAAUUUCAUAUUUAUUUUAGAAAUUUACCCUGUGAGUAACACCAGUAUGAACACUUCUCAGUUCUUAGUCAUCACAUUAAAUGUGAACAUUUGCUUUGUUGUAAGAAAGAUAUUCAUGUAUAAUUUGUAUGUACAUAUAAAAAUCUAUUCUGUACAUACAUUUAAGAAAAAUAUGACACAUAAGAGAUGCAUGUUGCCGAUAUGAAUACAUAUAAAUGUAAUUAGAACAGUACAUUUGAAAGUUACUGUUCUUACUAUAUUACAUAUUUUUACAGACUUUUUUUUGUAAAAAAAGUGAUUUGCAUAUAUGGCAAAAUAAGGAAUUCUAAGAGCAAUUAUUAAUAAAAUGUUAACUAUUUUAUAUCAAUAUAGCACAAAUUUCACACCAAACAAGCAAUUUACGGAUGCCAAUGUAAAUGAAUAUAGUGCCUAUCUUUGCAAGAUAUUUGCUUUGUUGUCUACAGAAACAGAAAAACAUUUAUAAAACUGACUGAAAAUAUAGUGUAGAGUGGCUGUGUGUAACCACUGCCAUGUGAAUAGAAGUAAGUAACAUGGAAUACUUAACUGAAAGAUAGGUUUUUAUUCUGAUAUUGAAACAAUUGAAAUUACAUUCCACAUAGUUAAGUGUCAUUUUUUGUGAUAUUCCACACUUAAAAGUCAGUGCAAUAAUAUAAAGCAUUUGUGAUAUUUUCAUAAUUUCAACUUUUGUACCAAAAUAAUCUUUGUAAUAUGUAAUGUGCAUCAUGUCUUUUGAAAUAAGCAUUUUGUUGUUUUUUGUUUUGCCAUGUUUAAAAAAUUGAUGAAUACAUGUCAGCCAUUGUAUCCCUGAUACUACAGUGGGAACAUGAAUGACAAUGAUCUGUUUAGACACUCUUCUUCCAGUAUCCCAUGCAUUUAUGAGUAUGCACUGUAAUUACUUUCAUUGAGGGCACAGAAGUUAAAUGGACCACCAAAAGUGUUGCUUGUUUUAAAAUGUUUAAGUUUCCAUAGAUAUUUCUCAAAACUAAUAUCAACAGCUCUGAUGUAAAUUAUAUGCCCAUCUUUUGUUAAAAAUAGAUCUGGUUUUAAUUGUAAGGGUUUGAAGGAACAGCAGUAAUUCAAACUUUUUAGAUAUUUACUCUGGAGCUGUAGUGCAGGAAG